AUGGCCAACCACCCCGAUUAUCGAUACAUCACCAUUUCCCUUGACCGACUCGAAAGAUUGCCGGUUGAUGAUGACAUUUCCUCAUCGUUUCCCUCGACCAUCGACGAGUCAAUCAUCGCGGAGGAGGACCCUGUUCCAGACACGUCCACGGCCCUAAACCCGCCAGGUCUAGCCGAUUUCCCCCCUUCAAAUUCUCAAUCGAUGGUCCCCAAUCUCAACGUGGAGGGGACCGAAGUCGACCGGCUCCUGGCCGAGAUUUCCGGGCGUGCUUUGCUGCCUCCUGGCGUGCCAGCACCAUCCAUUCGAUCGACCCCCUUCGAUGAAGCAGCUGGGAGAGAGCGGAUCUUUGCCAUGGCCUUCCCGACUCUCUACCCUACGGGUCGAGCCGAUUUUAACGCCGCCCGACAGCGAAAGGUUAAUUUGAACGAUUACGCUCGACAUCUGAUGUGUUAUCACGAUGGGAGAUUCGGCCGGCAUCCCCGCUGGCGGUUUUUGAUCUUCAACCUCCUGAUGCGGCGAAGGGCGAGCAAUUCAGCCCGUUUUUAUGUGUCGAAGGCAUCGGGCUUAAAGGAUCUAACCCGUGAAGCGUUAACGGAGGCCUUGCUGACGGACGAGUCGCUCCUCCCUCGGAUUGUUCGUCAGGGUUCGACGUUAACUGGGACUCGCCCGUGCUGGAGAAAUAAGGGGACUGGGCUGCAAGCGCAAGCCCGCUUUCUCCUGCCCGGAAUGUCGCCGGUAUUUCUCACCUUCCCGGUGGUGACGCAGGAGGUCUCCCAUCUCCUUCUACAGAUUCCGGUUCAGCAUUCGUCGCGGGGAGUCGUCAGCCUCGAUUGCCGGCCCGAAGAAGUACAAGAUGACCUGAUUGUCUUGGAGUCGGGUGACAUUUCGGCCAGGCGAUCGGUCUUACGAAGGUAUCGAGAUCGUCCGACCGAUACAAGAAACGGGAACGCCGCCCUUCCGGGCCUCGGUCUUUUGAGCUGCCUCCAGUUCUGGGAUUGGCUGACGUGGAAGAUCCGGCCGCGGGCGAGUUCACGGGUCAUCAACUACUACCCUAGGUAUUCGAACGAUCCGAAAUAUUGCCGCGUCAAACUGAUGCUCCAUCACCCAUUUACGGACUGGCCCGAUCUCCUCUCCGUCGAGAACGAGAGCUACGGAUCAUAUAUCGACGCAUUUCGGGCCUGUCGACGUUUACAGACACACCCGCCAGACUUCUACGACGACCCGUCGGACUCGAAUUCGGGCGAUGAGGAUCCCCCGGAGGAGGCCGAAAAUGAAUAUCCCCUUGCUGACUUCGAGGCUUUUGCGCGCCGGCGGCCGGGAGCAGAUAUUCCCACUCAUGGGGACUUGCUUGACGGUUUAGGGAGUCGGGAAAUCGACCGUGCGUAUGACUGGUCGACGCAUAUCGGGCGGUAUGGUGAUCUACGUCCAGAUGUCUGGGAGCAAAUCAAGGCCGAAAAUCCGAUUGAGCUGUCGAUAGAUGUGAAUUCCUCGCCCGAACCAUUGAAUCUAGAGCAGAAAGAGCUCUAUGACACGAUCGUCACCCACUACAUGAAUGAGAUCAGCCUCACGCGACUCUUGCGAGCGGUCGGCUCCCAACGAUGA
Molecule: messenger RNA, 1602 nt
Organism: Rhinocladiella mackenziei CBS 650.93
Lineage: Eukaryota; Fungi; Ascomycota; Eurotiomycetes; Chaetothyriales; Herpotrichiellaceae
Exons: 1
Coding region: 1-1602 (533 amino acids)
Source: RefSeq, a predicted model, not a curated record